UCAGUCCGCUCGUCUCCUUCCUUCUCCGCUUCUUCAAAUCGAAGCGAAUCAAAUACGCAUCUGGAUCCGCGCCUCGAAGCUGACUUCCUCUUUCUCUCCCCCACGCAUCUUCUUCCUCCUCCCGGCGAUCCCGCCGCUGCUGCUAUAUCAUCAUCGUCACGCGCGCGCGGCCGCCAGGAGGAGCAGCAGCAGCAUCCCGUUAGCAGCAGCGAUGGCGGCGGUGAAGAAGAACGCUGGGGUGCUCGCGCUCUUCGACGUCGACGGCACCCUCACCGCGCCCCGCAAGGAGGUGACGCCGGAGAUGCUCGAGUUCAUGAGGCUGCUGCGCGAGAAUGUGACCGUGGGCGUGGUGGGUGGAUCCGAUCUGGUCAAGAUUUCCGAGCAGCUCGGCAAAUCAGUUAUUACUGACUAUGAUUAUUGCUUCUCUGAAAACGGUCUCGUUGCGCACAAGGACGGGAAGCUUAUCGGAACGCAAAGCUUGAAAUCGUAUCUUGGAGAUGAUCAGCUAAAGGACUUUAUUAACUUCACUCUUCAUUACAUUGCGGACUUGGAUAUCCCAAUUAAGAGGGGUACAUUCAUAGAGUUCCGGAGUGGAAUGAUCAAUGUGUCGCCUAUAGGCAGGAACUGUAGUCAAGAAGAACGUGAUGAUUUUGAAAAGUAUGACAAGGUGCAUAACAUUCGGCCUAAAAUGGUGUCAAUCCUUCGCGAAAAGUUUGCACACCUGAAUCUGACAUUUUCUAUUGGAGGGCAGAUUAGUUUUGAUGUAUUCCCACAAGGCUGGGACAAAACCUACUGCUUGAGAUAUCUCGAGGAAUUUAAAGAGAUCCAUUUCUUCGGGGACAAAACCUACAAGGGUGGCAAUGACCAUGAGAUAUUUGAAUCCAGCAGAACAGUUGGGCAUACAGUUACCAGCCCCGAUGACACAGUUGAGCAGUGCAGAUCCAUCUUCUUGUCAAAGUGAUCACCAGGUCCUGUUUCGAAAUAAAUAAUGGCUCAGUAGAUCUCCCUUCAAUACAUUUUUGCCUUUUCCCCCUAUUGGAGUUAUUUAUCACCAUUGCUACUCGAAAAACAGAUUGUACUGAUUUGCACGAGGAACAGAUUGUAUGUACCCAUCGGGUGCAAAUAUACGAGAUUUUUUUCCCCUAGUUACACUUUGUUUGUGGUAACAAUGUUGGUGAAGAAUAAUUACAGAAGUUUGACUGCACAGUAA
Molecule: messenger RNA, 1210 nt
Organism: Brachypodium distachyon (stiff brome)
Lineage: Eukaryota; Viridiplantae; Streptophyta; Magnoliopsida; Poales; Poaceae
Gene: PMM
Product: phosphomannomutase
Exons: 11
Coding region: 212-961 (249 amino acids)
Biological process (GO): mannose metabolic process; GDP-mannose biosynthetic process; protein N-linked glycosylation
Cellular component (GO): cytosol
Molecular function (GO): phosphomannomutase activity
Source: RefSeq, a predicted model, not a curated record